Cooperia oncophora is the source of this 246-nucleotide messenger RNA. The record is from the annotation of a GenBank genome assembly. NCBI's taxonomy places the organism in Eukaryota, Metazoa, Nematoda, Chromadorea, Rhabditida, Trichostrongylidae.
AUGAAACAGGCUAUGGUGAACGCAUUACUUGGCGAUGACGUCUACGGUGAAGACCAAACUGUUAAUGAAUUAGAAGCCAGAUGUGCAGAAUUAUUUGGCAAAGAAGCUGGCCUGUUUGUUGCAAGUGGAACUAUGGGCAAUUUAUUAGCCGUCAUGGCACAUUGCCAACGUGGUGACGAGAUCAUCGUUGGCAGACACAACCAUAUCCAUCGCUGGGAACAGGGCAACUAUGCACAAGCUGUGGGC